UUUGGUUGAUAAAUUUGACAAGAGUACUGUUAGCAGGCUAUAGCUUUAUAAUUCAUAAGCUUAAGAAUUAAGAUACAAAUUACAAAUUUUUCAUGUGUAAAACUACUAGACCCUAUAUAAUAGUAGGGCCUAGAUAUAUAGAAUCUAGAAAUGACAAGAAACGAUACAUGCCCUCUGAACCUAACUCCGAUUGGUGAAAACGAGAAAUGGGCGGAGUUCAGUCUAAACAAGAUGCGUGCUGCGUCGGCUUGGGGAACAACACAGCGAGGAAAUAGUAACACAAGACCUUGACCUUUUAAGCACAGUAGUCUCUACAAUAGACAAUCUGCCCUGUGGUUGGCUUCACGGCAUGUUUACCACAUACUAGAAUUCUCGAGGCGAUCAAGAAAAUACAUUAUACUUAAUGCCUGAUUCAUUCUAAACCCACAGAUCUUCCAACAUCAUUUAUGCCUUCUGUGCCACCUUACCAAAGAAAUAGACACAUGAAAGUCAUUGCUUGAACUGUUGAUUUCAUGCAUAAACCACAUGAAAAUUGUUUUAAGGGGAAUCAUUUAUAAAUCAUAACCAAACUCUUCAUUAUAAACUAAAAUGCAUAGACGGUCAACUAAUCUUCUUAAGCGAAGAUCUAGUGGAGCUGGUAAUCAAGGAAAAAAUCAGGAGAUGGGUGAAGGCUCUUCAGAAUCUACCCUGCCAAGUAAAAAUAUCAGAACACGUCUUUCCACUGGAACUCUAAUCAUGACAGGAACGUCGACUGUGUCAACUGCUUCACAAGAAAAUUUGCUAGCAGCAUUGUCAUCUAGCUCUAGUGCUUCUAGACUUCCUAAAAAGUUACAGGGAAAUGCUAGAAAAAGAAAAAUUACAGAAAGUCAAGGUCAUGAUAGAGCAGCAAGUCUGCCUGAAAUAUCACCAAAACGAAAGAAAAUUGGACGUAAUGAUGGUUCAGGGGAAAACAACAAAAAUGAUUAUUUCUGUUGGGUGUGUCACAAAGAAGGCCAGCUGGUGUGCUGUGAACUUUGCCCUCGUGUCUAUCACAGUAAAUGCCUCAGUCAUGAAUAUGUAAAUGAAGAGGACUGGGUGUGCCCUGAGUGUGAGAAAAUUAUGAGGGCAGAAUGCACAGACACAAGAUCUAAAACUAUGUCCAUCAUAUCACUGGACACACUGUGCACCCUGCUGAAAUUUGCUCUGGAGAGGAUGCGUUCUGUUGGGGCAUCAACAUUUGAGCAUCCUGUAGACCCAGUACAGUUUCCAAACUAUCAAGAAUUUGUCUUCUACCCAAUGAGUCUAUCAAUAAUGGAAAAAAACAUCAGAAAAAAGGAAUAUGGCUGCACUGAAUCCUUUUUGGCAGAUGCUAAAUGGAUAUAUCACAAUUCUGCUGUUUAUAAUGGAUUUAACGCCAAAGUGACAUCUGCUGCAAAGUCUUUGUUAAAAGUUUGUAAACAUGAGAUGAAUGAAAUAGAGAUUUGUCCAGAUUGUUAUUAUCAUUCUUGUGCUCAGGAAAACUCAGAUUGGUUUUGUGAACCUUGUCAAAAUCCUCACCCACUUGUCUGGGCUAAAUUAAAAGGAUAUCCAUUUUGGCCAGCAAAGGUUUUGAGAGAAUUAAAUGGACAAAUUGAUGUCAGAUUUUUUGGAGCUCAUGACAGAUCCUGGGUGCCUGUUACCUCCUGCUUUAUGUUGUCCAAAACCUAUCCUGUAAUGAUGAAGAAGGGCAGGAUUGGUAUGGACACUGCCAUGAAAGAAUUGAGCCUACAUGUUAAGAAGUUAAAGGAACAGUUUGGCUCCUUUGAUUAUGCACCACUGCGAACAGAAUACAACAGCAGCAGCACAUGUAUCGAAUCAACAACUAACACAACAACCACCACCACACCAGAGAAAUCUGAUGUCAAGAUCAAAGUGGCUUUGAGACCAAAGGUCAUUGAGGGGCAAUCAGCUGUCAGUAAGACAGCCAUGGCACUGAAGACUAAAUAUAACACCAUCUCCUCCAAAAAGGGAGGUCAACCUCAUGUAGCUAGUGCUAGUAAAGCAUCUAGUUCUGGACCUUCACAAAGACAAGUGUUCUAUUUACGACCAAUGCCUAAAGGAGUUUUUCUGCUUAGUGAGAAAGCCUUGGACAGUGUACCUGCCACAUCAGCAAAACAACCCAAUCCCAAUUUGCCAGAGCUUCAACUUAUUCCCUCUCUGGGAAUAAACAAAGAAAAAACUGCUCAAAAGAGAAAGUCCACAUCUAUCUUAGAAACUAAAACUGAACAGCCAAGUCACAAAACUCAACUGAUUUAUGAAGAGAAUCAAGAAAAGAAAACUCCUGAGGCUGAAAUAGUGGCACGCUUAGAUGAUGCGAACAUAGAAAAGGUGGCAGGCGAUCAGCUUGGGAAUGUGCCAGCAGAGGUCAGCACAGUUCAAGUUGAAGGUAGCAGGGAAAAGGUUCAAAGGGUUGCUCCAGACAAACCAGCAGAUGUCAACAGUGGUGAGGAAGAUGUCAACAGAGGUCAGGAAGAACCUGCUCCUGCUAAAAGUAAAGCUAGCAGUGAAAAAGUUUGUCCUGACAAGCCAGGGGAGAUCAGCAAAGAUCAGGAGGAAGCAACACCAUCUAAAAAGAAAGUUGCACAGGAAGUUGUUACAAGUCUUAGUCCAGAGAAAGUGAUCUUGCAACUGCCAUCACUAUCACUUCUCCCUGCAACCUGCACUUCUCCUAGCAGUUCUAUUGCUACUGGUGCUGAUGUACCUUCAAACAAUACAAAUACAAAAAGCAGCAUUGCUGAACCCUCUGAACCAAUUGCUGAGCCUAAAUCUACUAGCCUAGAACCUAAGGACUUGGAUGUGCCGGAAGCGGCAUGCACAACACCCAAAGGUGCUGAUACAGUGAUACAAACAAACAUUGUGACACAGAGCACUACACUUGACAGCCCAUGUCUCUCUAAAGAUCUUCAAACUUCCCCUGAGAAUGUUACUCUCUCCAAAAGUUCUCCUGCUGACCCUGACUCUGCAGACACAACUGUGAGAGUCAGUCCAGGGCUGAGAUAUAAAGAAAGUCUGGAGAGGGUUAUUGAAACUUGUAAAGCCAAGCUAGGACUUGAUGAUGAGACGCCUGUAGAUGACUUGGCUGACGAUGUUCUGAGUGAUGAAGACUGUGAUAGACUUGGUGGGGACGACAGUGAUUCUGUUAUGCUUAUUGAUGAAGCUUGUGAUCCCACGGAGAGAAAAGAACAGUCAAACAGGUCAUCACCUCUUACUCUAGAGAAAGAUAAACCUGUACCGAAUGAUUCCUUACAUCAAGCAUGUAUGCAAGGCAAUACUUCAAACAUUGAUAAGUGUUCUGGUUCAGACAAUAACAGCACAAGUAAUGAUUUGAGUAUGUCAGAUAAAGACAAGGUCAAAGAUCUGACUGAAACAGUGUGCAGUGAAAAAAUAGUUAGUGUUACAGAUAGUCCUGUAUUGGAAAAUCUGAUCCAGUCCAGUGAAAAAGAACAUGCUACUUCAAAUAAAGAAAACAUCUCUUCAAAUAAACAACAAGGGAAUGAAGGCGAGGAAGUCACUAAAGUUGUUGAUGGCAGUGUUACAGAGAAUGAUACAUCCCCCAAUCUGAAACUUGUUGGCGACCUUAAGUGUUCUCAAGAUGAUUCUCGAGAUUCAGAUCAAAACCUCCUAGAGGUGCCACAGAUUAUCACUGUUGAAAACACCAGUGAUGAAGAGGAUACUAUCACUGAUGAGGAGAAUGAGCUGGUUCUGGACAUGGACAUGGAUUGUGACGAGGCCAAAAACAAUGAUGAUAAUGUUGGCCUUGAAGUUGAUGAUUCUGAAGAGAACCAGGUCGAGCCAAUAAGUACCUCAGAAAAGAAACAAACAGAAUCCAAAUUGAUGCUCACUACACUUGGACAGAGUCUCCUUUCUGCAAGAGCAGCAUCCAGAAAGAUGAGCCUUCAGCCAAAUGUCUCUGGCAAAUCUAACAGUUUGUCUCAUCUAGAGACUCCAAGUGAGGUAACUGUUGGAGCUCUCAGUAGUGAAACAGUAAAAACACAGUCCCAUGACAGCGAACUGGCAACAGCAUUUAGUCAGCUUCCAGUGCCGAUGCAGCCCCUUAGUGAAAGCACAGUUAGCAUACUUAGUAGAACUAUGUCCUCUAAUGUGUCACACAAGAGCCCAUCUACUAAUCUACUCAGUACAUCGAAUGAGCUAACAAUGUCAUCAAAAAAGCUCAGUGCUAUGGUGGCAGACAGCAUUUCAACAGCUAGAACUUUACACUUGGUGAGUCACAAUAAUAGAAAUCCACUGAUGAUAUCAACCUGUCCAAGUGUCGACACCACUACAGUUCAUGCUGCUACUGCCAUACAUAGCCCUACCUCUAGUACAGUUUCUGCCACAGCAUAUGACAAACUUGUGACUAAAUCAACUGGCAUUGCCAGUGUGACCCACAGCUCUGCAGAAGUUAUUCUGAAAGAUAACCCCUGUGCUGCUGUCCUAACUAAUGUAGAUAAGCAGCAAGUGAUACUGCCUUCUGGACAAAAUGCUCAAGACUCAAUAACUAUUCCUAUCCAAACUACAGCGGAAUCACAGACACAAUCAGAAACAUCAGAUACACAAAGGAAUUCUAUGGAAAGUGAUUCCCCUGACACUGAAAUAGGACCCAGUCUUUCACAAACACUUCGUCAGUUGCUUAAUAAAAAAACGUCAACGAUAGAGAAACUGCUAAUGCAGGAGAUGACUUCUCUUAUGAAAGAGGCUGAUGAUAUUGUGAACAGCGUGGAUCCUAAGAAUUUAGCCACAGAAAGACAGAAGAAUCUUUAUGAAAAAAAAUUAUCUGAUGCCAUCCAAAACUCCAAGAUCACAUUAAAAGAAGCCCUGGAAAGCCAUAAAUUGGAGAAAAAUAUUCUAGUCUCGAGUUUAAAAGAACAAUUUACUGCUGAAAUGGAAAAGGUCAUAAGUCAGACAAAGAAAAAACAAUGGUGUGCUGAAUGCUGGAAAGAAGCUCUCUACUACUGCUGCUGGAACACAAGUUACUGCAGCUACAAGUGCCAGCAGAAGCACUGGCCUUCCCACAUGUCUAAGUGCAUGCAGACACAAACCCAGCAACAGAUCACACAGGGUCCAAGCACAGUUCAGGGGCAAAAUGUGAACAUCAUAUCCACUUUGACUCCAGCCACUAGCAGCAACACUGUUGCUACAAUACUCACUGCACCUGUGACAACCACAUCCCACACGCAGGCCACCGGGGCGAAGACUCAGAUUAUCUCUAUUGCUCCUACGCCUACUCAGAUUAAGUCUAGCGAAGAUAUUUCUAAGGUUAACACUAAUGUCAACAAAACCUUUAAAUUAGUGCCCAGCCCAUCAUUAAUCAGCACGAACACUUCUACUAUAAUGGCUAAGGAUAUGGCGUGGCAGAGACAGGGAAAUAUCAAUGCUGGAGUUCAGUUGAUUCCUCAAACUAUUCAGUUACCUCCCAAUUUUCAAAUCCAAUAUGUUCCUCAAGUUGGUUCUCAGGGAACAGUGCCUCAGCAGGUCCAAGUAGUGGGCCAUGGCGGGUCUCUCCUACUUCCACCAAUCAUGGCCAAUGGUCAGCCUUCUGUUCAAGUGAUUCAGAACACUCCCAUUGUAGUAAGACAGCAGCAGCACUUGGUGUCUGCCCAACAGACUUUAACCAACAAUCAGAUCUUGUAUGCUAGUAAUAUUGGUGGAUUGGUACGACAUGCCAGACCUACAUGAUUAACAGUAUUUGUUACAUCUCAAACUGCAGGGGUUAUGAAUCUGUUCAAAGUAUGCCAGGAUUGUUAUGUUUUAGCUUUCAAUUAGUGUACUGGUAUAUAUAUAUAUAUAUGUAAUUUAAAAACAAUUUUUACUUCUGUUAUUUUUCAAUUAUCUUAAAUUGAUAGAAAUAUUAUUACACGCUAUGCCUGUAACAAAUGGAGAUUGUCAGGUUAUUGUUAGUUGCAUUAAUUACGUACAUUUUAUAUUUUCAAGUCUGUGUAAACUUGAGUAUAAUGUAUAGAAUAAUCACCCAUUGUUCAAAACAAUUAGAUAGUUAUGCAUGUUUUGGUUUAUCUGCGAUAUGUUUGUGUGUUGUACAAGUGGCACAUCAUGGUUUUAAGUGUUCAAUAUAAAUACCAAGUUUUAAUAAAUUUUCAAUAUUACAUUGUUAUUUUGUAUUUUAGUUUUCAAGUGAUGCUAUGCUUUGGAUGGCUUAUCACAAAAACAAGAACACAAUUUUACAAUUGUUUUAUUGAACUGUUUUAUGAAACGUGUAAUACAAUAUUUAUCUACUAAUAAUAUAUAUAAAUAUAUAUAUAUCAAAAUGAUUGUUUUAGGACUUAGUAUUAAAACUUACUAAUAAAUACUAUUUACAGAGAGCACCCAUAAGCAUAUGACAUCAGAACACUGCAACUGACUUUAACAAAACAUUUUUGGCAUAAGCUUGGCAAAAACAGACCCCUGCAUAAACUUGCAACUAGCCUUUAAGCUCUCAAAUAGUAGUCCACAAUGUUAAUUGCUUAAAUACUAUAAGAGUAAACCACAUUUCAAUACUGUACAUGUGUUGUACACCCUCACCAGUAAAAAAAUGUACACUUGGAGAGAAUAUAUUCUAUCACUACCAAUACCUUCACCAUCCUACACAUGACUCCAUAUACAUACAUGGUCUACACUUUGGGUUAAUGUUUAAUAUUAAAUUUAAAAACUAGACCAAACAUUUACAAAUAUUAAUAUAAUAUAAAGAUCACAGAACAGACAUAAAAUAUUAACUAUCAAAUGUACUCUGUGUGAUGGAUAGAUAGAACACAAAUACAACAGAAUAUUUUGUGCUCCUUGAUAAUUCUGUGAAAUUCUUGUGUGCCUUAUACUUAAAUAUAUCAAACUUUAAGUAACACUUAAAAUGGGAACCAAGAAGGAAGAAAAAAAAAAGAAAAA
Molecule: messenger RNA, 6891 nt
Organism: Biomphalaria glabrata
Lineage: Eukaryota; Metazoa; Mollusca; Gastropoda; Planorbidae
Product: MYND-type zinc finger-containing chromatin reader ZMYND8-like
Exons: 30
Coding region: 589-5694 (1701 amino acids)
Biological process (GO): regulation of DNA-templated transcription
Molecular function (GO): protein binding
Source: RefSeq, a predicted model, not a curated record